Messenger RNA from Symbiodinium necroappetens, 1302 nucleotides. The record is from the annotation of a GenBank genome assembly. NCBI's taxonomy places the organism in Eukaryota, Dinophyceae, Suessiales, Symbiodiniaceae.
AUGCAGACGGUCGGAGUGGAGCCUUCUCCUGACCAUCAUGGUCGAGCUGAUUACAAUCAGCAGGAGUUUCAGGCAUUGGCCGACGAGGCUACUAGGCUUCGUUUGCAAUGCAUGUUCGGCUUGCUCUCCGUCCGCCCCAUAAAAAGACUCAUCCACAAGCUCAAGGUAAAGCCGCGACUGCAGACCCCCGAGCAGCAGCAGAAGCUCCGUGACAUUGUGGCAGCAUACGAUGGCUCUGACGAUGCAGCCGACACAGGCUACCGCUUGCGCGCAGCAUCGUGCCUCUUCACGUACAACUCGGCCGAGCUGUCUGAAGACUGGUGGGAGCCCUUUGUGGCCUGGCUGCAAACCCUCGAGUUCGUCUUCCGCUGGACAGCUACGAUGGAGACGUCUCUACGAUCUGGUAUUGAGGGCCGCCUCCACCUGCAUGUCUUCAUGGAGUUCAAUAAAGCUGUUGAUUGGACAGGCCUUCGUGCCGUCACUUUCAACGGCGUUCGACCCAAUGCGCAAGCCACAGCAGGUCGGGGGGCGAAGAUGAGGGAAAUGAAAAACCACGGUCAUUUCUAUGUCUUUGCGGACAAGGUCGGGACUUUGAAGGUAGCCACAUCUGGGUAUGAACCUUGGAAAGAUUAUCCAGUCAAAGGCUGGUGGCUGGAUUCUUUGUGGUCUGAACACAAACUGACACACGAUGUCUACCUUCGCUAUGCGUGUCAAGUGCGCCUUGGCUUCGUCGGAAGGCUGAAGCAAGUGGAGAGUGUUCGCUUCCACGAGCGCCUCGGCGAAUACCAGGCCGAGCAGCUCGCCACGGAGCAAAGGCUCCAGGCUUUGAAGCGACCUUUCCGACCUGAAGUUUUGGCUGCUCUGCAGCCCUGGGCUGACCAGUACAGCGCGGACCAACUCCGGUACAAGUUCCUGGUCUUGCGGGGGGGGUCCAGAACUGGUAAGAGCACGCUGGCGAAGUCGCUUGGCGAUGUAUAUGGCUGGGGCAGCCCUUACAUCCAGACGGUUCAGGGUGCACCGGCCCCUGAUCUGAAGGAGUUUGACAAAGAGUCUCACGGGUACAUUCUCUUUGACAACGUGAAUGAUAUGCAGUUCGUGCUGGACUACCGCGCCCUGGUGCAGUCCAACAACUCCGUGCACACACUGGGUCAAUCCCAAACAGGCAUGUAUGCAUAUCGUGUGUGGGUCUACAAAGUCCCCAUAGUCAUGACCGUGGAUGACAGUGCUGUGUGGAAUUCUCACGAGCCCUGGAUCCGCGAAAACAUGUUUGAGCUGGUGCUGCGCGGCCCGUGCUACGAGUGA